GUAAUGACACAACCUCGCAACGAGUAUCACCGCAAGUGGAAGACCCGGAGAUGCUAGACAGAAAAAAAAAUAGAACACAUAGGCGUGAAAGGAAUAAAGGUCGGUUCAACUUCAAUCAAAGAACACCUCAAAUCUUGCAUGUUGAAUCAAUAUAUAAGAAUCAUGCAUUGGAGGCCAUAAUUCACAAGAAGGAAGCAAGAAUUCCCAAGCACACACAUCAAAUUUUUGACAACGAAGUCACAAAUGUUGUUGCACUUUCCGAGGUUCAAGUCAAAGAUGAGGUCAUUAACGAGGCUAUCAAUGAAGGAAUAAUCGA
This is a messenger RNA of Dovyalis caffra, 316 nucleotides long. The record is from the annotation of a GenBank genome assembly. NCBI's taxonomy places the organism in Eukaryota, Viridiplantae, Streptophyta, Magnoliopsida, Malpighiales, Salicaceae.